Molecule: messenger RNA, 3054 nt
Organism: Pelagomonas calceolata
Lineage: Eukaryota; Pelagophyceae; Pelagomonadales; Pelagomonadaceae
Source: the annotation of a GenBank genome assembly
GCAGCUCGUCUCCCAGUGCAUCGCCGGACGAUCGGGUCGCGUCGCUCCGCGCGGCCAAAGCCAAGUACCAAAAAAAAUUGUAGGAUAGCGCGAGAAGCGAGGUCUCUCGUGCAAGCGCGCUCUGGCAUCGCUCGGGCUCGGUAGGAUUGCACGAGCAAGCGCUCCCGUGCAGAGUGCAAGCGCCUCCGCCUGCAUCGCUCGGGUCGUCGGCAGGACAGCACGAGGCAGCGGAGCGGACCCGCCAUGCGCAGCCUCGCGCUCUGCGGGACGCUUGCCGCGGCCCUGGUGGCGCCGCCGGGGCCGCCGCCCCGGCCCGCGCCCGUGCGAGCGGUGCUGGACGAGCCCAAGGCCACGAUCACGGCGCAAGCCGUGAAGCCGCGCGGCGCCACGAAGGCGUGGGAGGUCCACAAGUUCGGCGGCGCGUCCCUGGCGACGGCCGAGUUGUACAGGACGGUCGGCGACCUCCUCCUCGACGAGGCGACGCGCGAGGAGGGCCAGGGCGUGCCCACGAUGGCCGUCGUGAGCGCGAUGGGCGGCAUGACGGAUCUGUUGAUCAAGGUCGUCGACGCGGCCCUGGACGACUUCGACCUGGCCGCGACCUACUUGGACGACGCCGUGGAGCGGCAGCUCGCGACGCUGCAGGAGCUCGCGCCCCCGGACGUGGUGGCGCCGAUCGCCGCGCGCAUCCGGGACGACGCCGCCGACGUGCUGUCGGUGGUGCGCUCCCUGCGUAUGAUCAAGACCGUGCCCGCGGUCACGAUGGAGGUCGUCACGGGCUUCGGCGAGAUCUGGUCCGCCCAGACGCUGCUCGCCUACCUGCGGACGACCGGCGUCGCCUGCGACUGGGUCGACGCGCGGCAGGUGCUGGUCGUCAAGUCCGAGUCGGAGGGGCUCGGCGAGAAGGGCUCGACGUCGACGACCGGCGUGGCGCCGCUCUGGACCCAGACGACGGAGAGGAUGGGGGCCUGGUGGGCCGAGCGGAGCGAUGUCUUCGACGCCGUCGACUACAAUCAAGAGUCGUGCGUCCUCGUGUGCACGGGCUUCGUGGCCACGACGGAGGCCGGCGUGCCCACGACGCUCAAGCGUUCCGGCUCGGACUACUCCGCCACGAUCUUCGCGCGCUUGUUGCGGGCGUCGCGCGUCACGAUGUGGAAGAACACGGACGGCGUCUACACCGCGGACCCGCGGCGCGUGCCGGAGGCCUUCCCGAUCGCGUCCCUGAAGUACGACGAGGCCAUGGAGCUCGCCUACUUCGGCGCGCAAGUGCUGCACCCCAGCGCGAUGGCCCCGUGCAUCGACGACAACAUCCCCGUCUUCGUGCGGAACGUCUUCAACCCGGCCUUCGAGGGCACGGUCAUCCAGGGCCGGAGCGGCGCGCUGACGGAGUCCCGGCUCUGGACGGGCGCCAUCACCAAGGGCGCCGCGCGCGAGUCGCUGAUCAAGGGCAUCACUUCCGUCGACGACGCAUCGUUGUUAACGCUCGAGGGCGCGCUGCUGGCGGACUCCGCCGCGGGGCUCGGCCGGCGCGUCCUGGGCGCCCUCAAGGAGGCGGGCGUCGCGGUCCUGAUGGUCACGCAGGCGUCCUCGGAGGCGUCCAUCACGUGCGCGGUCCCGACGGCCCAGGGCCAGAAGGCGCUCAAAGCCGUGGAGGCGGCCUUCGAGCUCGAGUUCUCCCGGUCCCGGGUGAACUCGGCCUCGCUCCUCGACGGCGUGAGCGUCGUCGCGAUCGUGGGCGAGGGCAUGGUGCAGUCGCCGGGCGCCUCGGCGACGUUCAUGAACGCGCUCGCCCAGGCCGGCGUGAACAUCGCGAUGAUCGCGCAGGGGUCGAGCGAGCGCCAGAUCGCGGUCUGCGUGGCCAAGGCCGACGCGACGCGCGCGCUGCGCGCGGCGCACACGGCCUUCACGCUGUCCGAGGUCGUCACGAACGUGGCGGUGCUCGGCGCGACGGGGCGACUGGGGAGGGAGCUGCUGCCGCAGCUGAAGCGCCAGCAGGCGUCGCUGAGGAGGGAGCACGAUUUCGUGGUGCGCGUCACGGCGGCCGCGAAUUCGGAACGGAUGUGCUUCUCCGACGACAACCUCCUGGGCGCGGAGGGCGACGCGGCGCCGGACGUCGCCGCGGCCCUGGCGGCGGGCCGCGACUUCGACCUGGAAGUCCUGACCGAGUUCCUCGAGGCGGACCUGAACCCGCAGCGCGUCGUCGUCGACAGCACGCAGUCGGAGGCGGUCGCGGCCUACUACGCGCGGUGGCUCGCGGCGGGCAUCUCCAUCGUGUGCCCGUCGAAGGUCGUCGCGAGCGGCCCGGCCGCGCGGCGGGAGCGCGUCGCCAAGGCCGCGCGCGCCUCGAACAGCCGGUGGCGCUACGAGUCGAGCGUCGGCGCGUCGCUGCCCAUCCUCUCGACGAUGAAGGAUCUGCUCCUGACGGGCGACCGGGUCCACUCCAUCCGCGGCUGCCUGAGCGGCACGAUGGCGUACGUGCUCCGGUGCCACGCGCCCGGCCGGAAGACGUUCUGCGACGCGCUCCGGGAGGCGAUCGCGAACGGCUACACGGAGACCGACGUGCGCGAAGAUUUGUCCGGCGAGGACAUGGCGCGCAAGGUCGUGAUCCUCGCGCGCGAGCUCGGCAUGGACCUGGAGUUGAGCGACGUCGCGGUCGAGUCGUUCCUCCCGGCGCACGUGGCCGACAAGAGCUACGAGGAGGACGACCUCUGCGAGGCCGUCGUCCGGGACCUGGAGCGGGCGGGCGUCGACGGGGAGAUCGACGCGCGCCUGGCCUCCGCGCAGGACGCCGACACCGUCCUGCGCUACGCGUUCGAGAUCGACGUCGACGCGGGCCGCUGCCGCGUCGAGAUCAUCGCGGCGGACGCGACGGACCCCCUCUACCGGCUGAAGAAGAACGAGAACCUCGUGGCCUUCACGACGGACCGGUACGUGACGGCGCCCCUCAUCAUCAAGGGCGCCGCCGCCGGCGCGGAGCUCGCCGCCGCGGGCAUCUUCGCCGAUCUCCUACGUCUCACGACAUAUUCGGAGUACUUUGCGUAACGUCACGGUAGUAUA